This is a messenger RNA of Notechis scutatus (mainland tiger snake), 2260 nucleotides long. It is a transcript of the gene ARRDC1, whose product is annotated as arrestin domain containing 1. Gene Ontology annotation, molecular function: ubiquitin protein ligase binding; ubiquitin-like ligase-substrate adaptor activity. Gene Ontology annotation, biological process: protein transport. Lineage: Eukaryota; Metazoa; Chordata; Lepidosauria; Squamata; Elapidae. The record is from RefSeq and is a predicted model, not a curated record. Gene Ontology annotation, cellular component: cytoplasm.
GCGAAGGAAGCGAAGCUGCGGAUUCCGCAAUCCAGGUCGGGCAGGAGCGAGAGAGAGCGGCGCGUAAAAACGCAGCCGCAGGAAAAGCCAAGACGCAACGGACCCCGGAGCAACCCGGCUAAGGCAGGCCCUUCUCUCUCUGCCCCCCUCCCACUUCCCCUCUCGGCCCGGCCAUGGGGAAGGUCCAGCUCUUCGAGAUCCGCUUGAGCGACAGCCGGGUGGUCUACAGCCCCGGCGAGCCGCUGGUGGGAAGCGUCACCGUUCGCUUAGCCGGAGCUCUCCAAUAUCGCGCCAUCAAAGUGAGCUGCGUGGGCUCCUGUGGCGUCUCCAACAAGAUAAACGACACUGCGUGGACCGUGGAAGAGCAGUAUUUCAACACGACGCUGUCCCUGGCCGAUAAAGGGAUGUUGACCACUGGCGAGCACACCUUUCCAUUCCGUUUUUUGCUGCCAGCCUCGGCCCCCACCUCUUUUGAAGGUCCAUUUGGCAAAGUGAUACAUCAGGUGAAAGCUGUCAUCGAGACGCCACGGUUUUCCAAGGAUCAUAAGUGUCACAAGGUCUUCUACGUUCUGUGUCCGCUGAAUCUGAACGAUAUCCCAGAUAUUGAGCAAUGCAACACCAACUCCAUCACCAAGAAGUUCAGCUACAAGCUUGUCAAAACAGGAAACGUGGUUUUGACGGCCACCACCGAUCUCAAGGGUUACACCGUCGGGCAGGUCAUCCAGUUGCGAACAGACAUUGAGAACAAAUCUGGCCGGGACACCAGCACCAUUGUGGCAAGCCUCAUCCAGAAAGUGGCCUAUAAAUCCAGGCGGUGGAUUUAUGACUUGAGGAGCAUAGCAGAAGUAGAAGGUUCGGUGGUGAAAGCGUGGAAGCACGCAGAGUGGAAAGAGCAGAUUCUUGUCCCUGCGUUGCCACAGUCCAUCCUGCAAGGCUGCAGUCUCAUCCACAUCGAUUACUACAUCCAGGUCUCCCUCAAGUCCCCCGACGUCUCCGUCGCCUUACCCAUUUACAUCGGCAACAUUCCUGUGAACCGGAUCCCCUUAAGCCCCGCCCACUUGGCCCCCAACAUUCCCUCCCCGGUGGUUCCGAGCGCACCCCCCGAAGAAGAGGAAGCAGCCGGGGGUUACUCCCACCCCAUGGACAAUAUUUCAAUCCCGACCAAGAGCCAUUCUCAGCAGCAGCCCUUCAGCUAUGCCCCGGGAUUGAGCUUCCCGGAAGCCAGAGUGGAUCCGGAACAGGUCACCUCCCCCAACCGGCCCACGCUCUGCUUGUCCACGGGGUCAACGGUUCCGUAUUAUGCCGAGGGGGCUGUCGUUCCGGUGGCCACGGCCAGUUCUUUGAUCCUACCGCCCGAGUAUAGCACCUGGGGUUAUCCAUACGAGGCCCCUCCUUCGUACGAACAGAGUUGUAGCAGUGCGGCCUCCAGCUUGAGCAACGACCACUAGGCAACGACAACGAUCUAAAGACGACCAGAGUGAAUUGGGAGGAAGGAACGGUACGCAGCGUUGCUCGGAAGAGGGAGCAUCCCCUGGCCGCGGGCCUGCUGGCUGCCACUCACUCACGCUAGGGAUGCCUUUUUACAUCCCACCUGGGAACUGUGCCGUCCUCCAUUUGCUGCUGCUUUUUACUCUCCAAAACACCUGUGAUGCCUUAUCGGGAAUGCAACCAGAAUCCAAGAAGGUGGGGUGGACCACGCAAGCACCUCUGUUUUUGGAGUGCUGCUCUUGAAUUCCCACCCUGGGAUUGACUGUCUGGACAGUCCCAUGUUGUCCUCCUCCUUUCUCCUCUGACGUCCUAGAGGUGUUUCUAGAGAGCAGGGCAAACAUUCCCAUGAUCCACGGACAUCCUUUUUGCAACGACAUAACGGUGUCAACAGGUUAUCGGCAGGAGUUCUUGCAGCCUUUCGAACUCAGUGCCUGUCUAUUGGAGCUUUUCCAAGGUUGGAGGUCUGUUGCCACAGGAGAAAGAUGGAAGAUGGACUUUUUUUGUAGUGCCGAGCCAGCCUUGGGUAGAAGAAAGAUCUUCCUUGAUGAUAGCGUGGUCCCUGAGACCAAUGAGGUCCUCAUGUGUUCAAGCCACUCUGCUUGGCCAGGAUUCAUUCCAGAUAACGUCUUCGGGAACUGUGUCUCUUGAGCACGAGUAGAUCCUUAAUUUCUCCUCCUGAAUCCUCCAACGUUGGCUUUCCAUCUGGUUGGUAGCAUCUGACAAUCAUGGCUUGUGUCCAACUUCUACCUCGGCCUUCCUGUUUCCCAUGAAA